UUAGGACUCUUUGGUUUCCUGUAUGGGGAACGGGAGGACGCGCCCGGAAAUGUCGGACUACACGACCAGCUAUUAGGACUAAAAUGGGUUCGAGAAAAUAUUCAUGCAUUUGGAGGAGACAAGGAUCAGAUCACUAUAUUCGGUGAGAGCGCCGGUAGUAUCUCAGUCACUGAACACAUACUGUCCCCAUUGGGUAAGGGUUUGUUCAAGAGGGCUAUUAUGCAAAGUGGAGCGCAUAUGUACUAUAAGGAAAAGGAUCUCUACGAUGUCGACCAAUACAUGAAUCAAACCAAACAAAUAGCGAAGCAAUUGAAUUGUAGUGAAGCCGAGGAUUGGAUCCAAUGUUUGCGAGGAAUCGAUGCAAAAGAGUUUCAAAAAUACUCUACUUUUCAAGUCUUCCCAUUCAUUGGCACUGAGUUUCGUAAUAUAACCGCACAAAAGGCUUUCGAUGACAUGAAAUUCAAUUCAGACAUAGACCUGUUAGCCGGUGUAACCCGAAAGGAGGGCUCAUUACUGGCACACCUCGUAAACCCGGAUAACUUUACUGUCGAUAGUUUCAAACAGUCUGUCAUUAAUACAAAUGCUAUGUUUCACGGACUGGAUGUGCAAAAGGUGGUGGACUAUUACCUCAAAGGUGUCAAUACGAGUGAUUCACAGGCACUCAAAUGGGCUUAUUAUGAGUUUUACGGCGAUUUACAACUAAAAUGUCCCACAUACUUGUUCGCAAAACAAUUUAAAACCAAAGUCCAAAACAAGCAAAAGGUGUAUUUCUAUGAGUGGGACUAUUUGAGUGAGUAUUUCGCAAAAAUAUUAGGCUGCAAACCAGAGACUAUGGGUGUAUGUCACGGCAUGGAUAUACCGUUCCCUUUUGGUAUACCCCUCAUUAACCCACAACAAUAUUCAGCCAAAGAUAUUGCGUUCAGUAAACAGAUUGUCCGCAUUUGGACUAAUUUUGCCAAAUAUGGG
Messenger RNA from Oppiella nova, 966 nucleotides. The record is from the annotation of a GenBank genome assembly. NCBI's taxonomy places the organism in Eukaryota, Metazoa, Arthropoda, Arachnida, Sarcoptiformes, Oppiidae.